AUGUGCACCACGACGAUGCAAGAAGAGGAUGCCGAAGGCGCGGAAAGCUUUUCGGGACGACCACGGGCUGACAAGGAGGCGUCCAUUUCAGUCAUCGGCAGCUUCUGGCUUGCGGGCAAGCCGCGCUACACACCACCGGAGAAGGGGGGCUCCAGUGGGCCCCCAUCGGCAACAACGGUAGCAGAGGCGGCAACGAGCGGCGGCACCCCGAUGAAGGCAGCCGACGUCUUCCCCGAUCUCCACCACAAGAUGAGCAAGAAAAUCGCUCAGCUGACGAAGGUUAUAUACCACCUCAACACCAAGAAUGAAGAUCGCCAGUUCGAGCUGGAGGAAGUCAACACCAACCACCAGCAAGAAAUGCAGGACAUUCUCUCGGACGCGGCCAACAAGAUAAAACGAUUUAAGGAGCAGCUCGCCUCUAAGCAGGGGCAACUCGAUAUGGAAGCGCAGGUAGAAAAGCUACGCCAGGCUCAUGCGAAGGAGAAAAAGGAGGCGCUGGCGGAGUUCCGAACCUUCAAGCGCAACGCAAAGGCUAGGGAGGAGAGCAUACAGCUUGACUGCAAGGAACGAACGGAGGAACUUACGACACUCGUCGAGAAGGAGAAGAAGGGCUUCGAGGAGUCCCUCCGCAGGUUCCAGGAGAAGGGAACGGCGCUGAGAGCCGCCCUGGAGACGGCUCAGAAGUCGGCGGCCGGGAACGUGUCAACUUUGAAGGCAAAACACAAGGUGGAGCUGGAAGAGGCCGUCAGAAAGGGCAACGAGAAGUUCAACACGAUGAUCACGGACCAGCUCAUGGCGCAGGAAGAAAUCCGGAGGGCCGCUGAGAUGGAAGCCAAGGGAGCGAAGCAGGAGUUUGGGCAGCAAGUGGGGCGGUUGCGCGCCGAGCUAGCAGGGGACAAGGAGGCAGCGCUGUCCGCGCUGAGGAGAGAGGGCGAUGAGGAGCUCAAGGCGACAAGAAAAUCUCUCACGGAAAAAAUGGAGAGGGCGCUCGCCGAUGCUACCCAGUCUCGCGCGGUCUGUGCAGAAGAGAAGAAGCGAAACGCCUCCCUGAAGGCCGACCGAGAGAGACUCAACGGAGAAAUCACCAAGCUCCGAGACAACGCCACGGCAAUGGUGGAAACCUCCCGCCUCGAGGAGGCGUCCUUGAGGCGACUGCUCGAGACCGCGGCGGCGGAGGGGCGGCGGCUGACCAAGGCUCUGGAGCAAAUGGAAGCAGCCCGAGAUGAGGCGUUAGCCGUUGGGAGGGGGGCUGGGGGAGAGGCGGAGGGUCUCCGGGAUAGGUUGACAAGGGAGAGGAAAGAGAAGGAGGCGUUCGAGAGAAGUGCGACGGCGGAGAUCGCGUCGAAGGACGGCGAGAUUGCCGCUCGACUAGGAGAGAUCGCCGCCCUCCGUCAGAAGCUAGAUGGAGCUCUUGGCUACGGCAAGGAGGCAACACAGAAGCUCGAGCGAGAACUGACGAAGGCCCAAGAGGAUGUGCGGAGGGCGUCCCUCAGGGUGGCCGAGACGGAGAAAAGUCUUCGGGCUUCAAUGGACGACGCAGAGCGCACAAGAGGGGAGGGCAAGAGGAGCGUAGACGAGCUUCAGAGACAGCUUGAGUUUACAAAGCAACACGCAGCGGCUGCAGAGGCCAGUCUACGCUCGGCCAUGGAAAAGGAGUUGGACGAUGCCCGACAGAAGUUGUUAGAAGCAAAGCGACAGGCUGAAAAGGAUCUCGAGGAGGCUCAGCAGACGUCUGCGGGUGGGGCGAGGGAGCUGAUGGAGAAGUCGAAGCGAAAAGAAGAGGAGCUGAUGCGGCAGCUAGGGGAAGAGGCUCGCCGCUUCGAGACCGCGUUGAAAGAGGACCGGGCUUCUCGCGUUGCCGAGGCGGGUGAGAACUCGGCCAAGUUGGAAGCUCUCCGGCAAGAAGCGGCUGCGGAGAAAAAACGCCUCCAGCAAGCGGCCGAACAGGGGGGCCAGGAAGCCGAUCGGGAAAUAUCGCGACUUCGAGCGCAAGUGGAAGACUUCCAGCGAGAGCUGGACGAACGGAAGAGGGCGCAUGAUAAAGAAAAGGGGGACGCGGAGCGGAACGGUGACGAGGCGGGUCGCCUGGCGAGAGAGGUUGACUCGCUUCGGGGGGAGUUGAAGGAGGCCAGGAAGGCGGCCGCGGAUAGGGUAGGGGAGGAGAGGGCGGCAGCUCAAGCCGCGGCCCGGGCGCUCGAGGACAGGGCAAUCCGAGAGACUCAAGAAAGGCUACGACGUGCCGCCGCUGAGGCCGACGACGCUCUAGCCGCCGAGGUCGGACGAGUGUCGGAACAGCUCAAGUCUGAGCACGAUGCUGCCCUAACGGAGGCCGUGAAGGCCGAGAGGGACGCCGCGGAAGCUCGCCACGCCGAGGUGCUGCGGCAGGCGAAGGUGUCCAGGGAGCAAGGCGAAGCGCAACAGGAGGACGAGCGACGAGCGCUGUUGGCCGCUCACAAGACGCGACUAGCAGAAGCCGAGGCGAACGGCAGAGCAAUGGCCUCGGCGAUACGAGAAAAGGCCGAGGAAAAGGCCGAGGAGGAAAAAAAGGCUUUCGAAGAACGCCUCCAGAGUGAACACCAGGCCCAGGCGUCACGCAGCGCUACCCAGCUGUCGGAGGCUCUAUCGGCGUCAAUGCGAGAGAAGGAGGCCGCCGUUACCGCGGCGGUCGCCGCCAAAGCCUUGCAGCUGCAGGCCGCCAAGGCCGUCGCGGACAAGGCCAACGCGGCAUUGGCAGCGCGUCUUGAGGGAGAACGCGACGCCGAGCACGCCGCGGUGGAGAGGUUAAAAGGGGAACUACGCCAGGAGACUGAGGAGCUUGAGCGUGCAAGGGAGAAUUGCGCAGCCGCUAAGGAAGAAACGGAAGCCAUCCGAGUAGCUAAGGAAGCCGAGAUCAGGAACCAACGCUUAGCAACCGCAGCGAGAGAGGCAACACUUGUGUCGAAGCACGCCACGGAGUUAAGCCAUGCUGUGGGCCGGCAACGGGACGAGCUCAGGGAAGCCCAAAGUCGGUUUGGAGAGAAGGAGCGGGACUUGAGCAAUCGGAUAGAUGCCCUUCAACAGGAGCAGAGACGGCUAGAAAAUCGGUAUGAGAACCGGCCAAGCCGUGAGGAGGACGUGAAGCGCAUCCGUCAGCUGGAGGUGGACGCCAUCGAGAGCCGCAACGUUGCGGCCAGGGCUCGCGAGGAGAUGGCGUUCUUCAAGCGAGAACUCCUGAACCGAGAGGAGAACUACAACAAGAAAUUCAAUGCUAACCCUGUCGUCGGCGUCAUGCAGGUUGUAAAACCGAAGGAUAUCCGAGGAGGGUCGGAAGGCUCAAACAAGAGGACGGGCUCGGAGGCGCGCUUCAAUCCAGCGCAGCAACAAAAGCCUCGCCCGCCCCGCUACGACAAAAAGACGGCAAGGUCCGCUAGCAUGCCUAGCGACUAUCCCAGCGCUGGGGAAGGGGGUAUGGCGAAGGGGGUCGGGGGCGUUGGUGGCCGUAAACACCCUGCUACUAGCGAUGGCGGGAGUCUUGACUCAUUGACAUCUUCUCGUAGUAAUGGGGGUAGUUCGAAGGAGGCGUCGCGGGCGAGGGGAGGACGCGCAUGGCGAGAAAGGACAGGCCCUGAGGGGGGAGGAUCCAUCUCGACCGGGGGGAGUAGGAGCUGA
This is a messenger RNA of Ectocarpus siliculosus, 3648 nucleotides long. Lineage: Eukaryota; Phaeophyceae; Ectocarpales; Ectocarpaceae. The record is from the annotation of a GenBank genome assembly.